Rangifer tarandus platyrhynchus (Svalbard reindeer) is the source of this 369-nucleotide messenger RNA. Lineage: Eukaryota; Metazoa; Chordata; Mammalia; Artiodactyla; Cervidae. The record is from the annotation of a GenBank genome assembly.
AUGACACUGAAUCUGAAGAAGGGUAGCAAAGCCUAUACCCCAGCCUUCCAAGCAGGAGUAUUUACAUCCAAAUUGACGCAGGGCUCUGCAGUUUUAGUUGUAGUGUCUACAUGUUUGGGUUUCCCUGGUGGCUCAGAGGGUAAAGUGUCUGCCUGCAAUGUGGGAGACCCAGGUUCGAUCCCACAGUCGGGAAGAUUCCCUGGAGAAGGAAAUGGCAACCCACUCCAGUACUCUUGCCUGGAGAAUCCCAUGGACGGAGGAGCCUGGUGGGCUACAGUCCACGGGGUCGCAAAGAGUCAAAUGCGACUGAGUGACUUCACUUUCUUUCUUUCUACAUGUUUUAUAUUAUCAGGUCCCAAGUCCUUAUAG